AGCAGUGAGGGAGAGUUGGAGAGUUUUCAGGCGGUGAAGGGUUAAGCUCGCCACACACUCUCUCUCUCGCUGGCUGCUCUCUGUCCACUGCGUUCAGCGGAAAACAUCUGACUCCUUCUCGUUUUCCGUGGCUGUGUUUGUUGAGUUUGGGUCUUUUUUUUUUUUUCUUGCGCCGUGGCCGCGGAGACAUCGCGGGAAACCAAACAAGUCUAAGCUGAAGCAGGAGAAGCAGCAGCAGCAGCAGCAGGAGAAGCAGCAGAAGCAGAAGCGGCGUUUCGUGUCCGGCAGGAUCUCACCGACUCAGUCACUGACACAGCAUGUGCGGGUGUUAGGAGGAGUCAUCUGCCCGGUUGACCUCGCUGUCCCUGAACACAGAGUCGCCGUCUGCUUUCCCCCCCCCCGACCGUCUUCUCCUCCAGUGAGGCUCUCUCCGCACACGAUGUCAGCAGAGGUGGAGAACAGCGCGGCAGUCCCCGCCGACCCCAGCGCCACCUCACCGACGACGAGCUCAUCCUCCACCACGCCUCCAGCCUCCCCUGCCACAGCCACGUCCAAGGUUCCGUUCAAAAGAGAGAAGAAGAAAGCUCCGGAGAAAACGGAUGAGUACCUGCUGGGCAGGUUUCAAGGUGACGGUGUGAGAUACAAGGCCAAGCUGAUUGGCAUCGAUGACGUCCCAGAGGCAAGAGGAGACAAGAUGUGCCAGGACUCCAUGAUGAAACUUAAGGGCAUGGCAGUUGCUGCUCGGUCCCAGGGCAAACACAAGCAGAGGAUCUGGGUCAACAUUUCCAUGUCGGGAAUCAAGAUCAUCGAUGAGAAAUCAGGGGUGAUUGAGCACGAGCAUGUGGUGAACAAGAUCUCCUUCAUCGCCAGAGAUGUAACAGACAACAGGGCGUUUGGGUAUGUGUGUGGUGCAGAGGGGCAGCACCAGUUCUUCGCCAUAAAGACCGCACAACAGGCCGAGCCGCUGGUCAUUGAUCUGAAAGAUCUCUUCCAAGUCAUCUUCAACGUUAGGAAGAAAGAGGCAGAGGCCUCGCAGAAGGGUGAAAAUGGCAGUGCACUGGUUGAGAAUGGAAAUAGUGCCUUGUUAAGUAUGGAUGAUGUCAAACCUGCUCAACCAGUGGAGCAGCUUGACCUUUUUGGAGCCAUGUCAACCCCUCCAGACAUUCAGGCUCCAAAUGACUCAAAUGAUAUUCUCUUGUUGGACUUUUCUGCUGAAGUUGACAGCAAUCAGAAUUGCAUAAAGGGAAACUCCUUUGUAACUUCCUGUGGCCCCGACAAUAGGGCAUCUUUCCAGACAGAGAAUCCCUUCUCCUCGACAUUUGGUUACUUUCCAACCCCAGACAGCGACCCUUUUAGAGAUGACCCCCUCUCUCGGCCAGCACCCGAUCCUUCCCAGAUCUUCCUCACCACCAGUCCCGUAAACAGCACUGCUGGCAGCACUAAUGAGACAAUUAUCAACGGUGGUUUGAAUGGAAACUCUGAACUUCUUAGUCAGCAGAUAAAUGGGUUAACCGGCAAGACCAUGAUCCUUGCUCUCAGUAACGGACAGUGGCCACUAGGGGGCAAAAUAACUCAAGGCAGCACAACGACCAUGAUGGAUGGGAAUGAUUCUGGACCAGUUCUCUCGCACAAAAACCCCUUUUUUGACUCGUCUUUGAAAACAUCCGCUGUCACUAACGGCAUAGCUCAUCACACACAGCCCCCUGUGACCCAUAGCAAGGAUUCAGUUGUCAUAAACCCGCCUCCACAGAGCUCUAAGGCAGGACGAGGUCGAAGGAGUGCAAAGUCAACAUCAAGUGACCUGUUUGGAGCAGAGAUUUUUGCUGCUCCUGUUCAACCGGAGGAAUCGCCUGCUCCGAGCAACUUUUUCAACAGUGCACCUGCCAACUCCGCCCCCUCCUCCCUAGCUGCGCUGGGGAAUCUUCAGCUAAGUCCUCCAGCGACCACAAGUAUCCCUGCUGCAGGCAUGUGGGGAGCCUCCGCCGCUGCACCCAACAUGUUUCCUGUGCCAGGUAUGACCGCUCCAGGCCCCAGGCCCAACUACCCACAGCCAUCUGCAUUUGGUGGUCUACCCAUACCACCCACAGCCUGGGGUCAGCCAGUGCCAUCCCAGUUUGGUGUCCCACCCCAGGUUUGGGGCCAGCCUCCACCACCUGGUCCACUGGGUGCUCCAGGUUGGGGUCAGCCUGCAGUGACCAAUCCUUUCCACCCUGGAACAUUCCCUGCAAUGGUUGACCAGCAAGGUCCGUCACGUCCACCUCCCAGGCCGCCUGCUAAAGAGGCUCCUCCAAAGGUAGAGAACAGUGCCUUCACAGCUUUGGACCCUCUUGGAGAUAAAGAAAAGAAGAUGGGAAAGGACAUGUUUAAGGAUUUCCAGAUUGUCAAGCCUCCAGCCAUUCCAGCGAGGAAAGGGGAGCUUGGGUCCAACUCUGUUCCGGCCUCCGGCAGCAAUGAAGCUGGGGCAUUUGAUCAGUACUUUUCCAAUAAAGUGGGUGUGCCUCAGGACGCUGCAGAUCAUGAUGACUUUGAUAUCAAUCAGAUGCCAGCAGUUAAUGAUAUCCCUAAACCUGCACCUGCUUCAGCUGCAGCCCUGGUUCCAAGCUUCAACUCUGGCCUUCUCGAUUCUGCCUUCUCUUCUGCUCCUGUCUCCAAAAACUUAGCACCGUCCCAGGGACAAGGCUUCAAUCCGGACAUGUUUGAUGAUGCAUUCGGGGCUCCAAACUCUAAUUCAUUUGGAGUGCCACCUGUAACUAUGCAGACUGCUACUGUUGGUCAGACUUCUGGUUCAACAGCCGGCUUUGGAGAUCCUUUUGGAAACCCUUUUGCUUGACCACAGCUUUCUUCUCAUGAAAUUAGAGUGAAUGGAGAUCUUCACGUCUUUGGGACAAUCAGCUGCCUGCCUGAGACAAUCUAAAAGUCUUCUGACUGUUGUCUCUCCUUUUUUUUACGCCUCCCUCUGAUACCAUUGUUUCCUGUCCUGUUAGUAGUUCUGUCAUUUCUGAAGACCACUUGAUCUUAGAAGUAAAUGUUGUGUCAUGAUCUGCUGAAGAAAGAAAUGGGAUGUAUGAGAGAAGGCAUGUCCAAAGAGGCUCUCUGCGGAUGUUGUGUGUAUUAAAGAAAUAAAAAUAAUUCAACCAUAA
This is a messenger RNA of Solea senegalensis (Senegalese sole), 3140 nucleotides long. RefSeq names its product DAB adaptor protein 2 (gene dab2). The transcript is spliced from 15 exons. Lineage: Eukaryota; Metazoa; Chordata; Actinopteri; Pleuronectiformes; Soleidae. Gene Ontology annotation, biological process: receptor-mediated endocytosis; negative regulation of canonical Wnt signaling pathway; positive regulation of endocytosis. Gene Ontology annotation, cellular component: plasma membrane. The record is from RefSeq and is a predicted model, not a curated record. Bases 440 to 2830 code for a protein of 796 amino acids.